CGGGAUUCCUCUGAGUGGGCGUGUCGGGCUCAGCCAGUGCGAGGCUUUCUUGUUACCGGCAUUGCUGCCAGGCGAGCGGCGGUGGCUAUAGCACUCACAGUUUUCUUGUUAACACCAGCUUCUCGACCGGGAGAGACCUGCCCACACAUCGGCACUAGCCGCCAGUGUACCCAUCCACAGCGCCCGCCAGCCAACUUCCCCGCAGGGCACCGCGAACAGGCCCCGGCGCUCCCAACAUGGCCGACAACGACAAACUGGACAACCAGCGGCUGAAGAAUUUCAAGAACAAAGGCCGCGACCUGGAGAGUAUGAGAAGGCAGCGAAAUGAAGUUGUGGUAGAACUAAGAAAGAGUAAAAGAGAUGAGCAUUUGUUAAAAAGAAGAAAUGUUCCCCAUGAGGAUAUCUGUGAAGAUUCUGAUGCUGAUGCAGAUUUCAGAGUGCAAAAUACUUCACUGGAAGCAAUAGUACAGAAUGCAUCUAGUGAUCACCAAGGUAUUCAGCUGAGUGCUGUGCAGGCAGCAAGAAAGCUUUUGUCCAGUGAUCGCAAUCCUCCAAUUGAUGAUCUGAUCAAAUCUGGAAUUCUGCCGAUCUUGGUUCACUGUCUAGAAAGAGAUGACAAUCCAUCUCUUCAGUUUGAGGCUGCAUGGGCCCUGACAAACAUUGCAUCUGGGACAUCUGAACAAACGCAAGCUGUGGUUCAGUCAAAUGCUGUGCCACUGUUCCUAAGAUUAUUACAUUCUCCUCAUCAAAAUGUGUGUGAGCAGGCAGUUUGGGCACUUGGAAAUAUCAUUGGUGAUGGACCUCAAUGCCGCGAUUACGUGAUCAGCCUUGGGGUUGUGAAGCCACUGCUGUCUUUUAUCAAUCCAUCCAUUCCAAUAACGUUUCUGAGAAAUGUAACCUGGGUAAUGGUUAAUCUGUGUCGCCAUAAAGAUCCUCCACCACCUAUGGAGACCAUUCAGGAGAUACUACCUGCUCUAUGCGUCCUGAUACACCACACAGAUGUAAAUAUAUUGGUGGACACAGUAUGGGCGCUUUCAUAUCUAACAGACGCCGGAAAUGAACAAAUUCAGAUGGUAAUAGAUUCUGGAAUAGUGACCAAUCUGGUGCCCCUUCUAAGCAAUCUAGAAGUGAAAGUGCAGACUGCUGCUCUAAGAGCUGUAGGAAACAUAGUCACUGGAACUGAUGAACAGACACAGGUUGUUCUAAACUGUGAGGCACUCCAACACUUUCCUGCUUUGCUUACACAUGCAAAGGAAAAAAUUAACAAGGAGGCUGUGUGGUUUUUAUCGAAUAUUACUGCCGGUAACCAACAGCAAGUUCAGGCAGUGAUUGAUGCUAACCUUGUACCCAUGAUUAUUCAUCUUUUGGAUAAGGGUGAUUUUGGGACACAGAAAGAGGCAGCAUGGGCUAUAAGCAAUCUAACAAUCAGUGGAAGGAAAGAACAAGUUGCAUAUCUUAUCCAGCAAAAUGUAAUCCCUCCAUUCUGCAACUUGCUUACUGUAAAAGAUGCUCAAGUCAUACAAGUAGUGUUGGACGGGCUAAGCAACAUAUUAAAAAUGGCUGAUGAUGAGGCUGAAACCAUAGCCAAUUUAAUUGAGGAGUGUGGAGGUUUGGAAAAGAUUGAACAACUUCAAAGUCAUGAGAAUGAGGAUAUCUACAAACUGGCUUUUGAAAUAAUUGAUCAGUUUUUCUCAUCAGAUGAAAUUGAUGAAGAUUCUAGCCUUGUCCCAGAAGCAAUACAAGGCAGCACAUUUACUUUCAAUUCAUCUGCCAACGUACCAGCGGAAGGUUUCCAGUUUUAGGAAGAAUAGUUGGAAGUUAGGUACAGUGCAGCAUUGUAAACUGGUUUGACCCAUCAAGCUUGGCUCAUGGGAUCUGCUGCUGCAUUAAAUCGGAGAAAGAAAUGUGCGGACUUCAUUUGGAUGACAGUACAGACCAAGUGAAGUCAAGAUGGCGAGUGGGUGCGAGUGAGAAUGAGUGGCAUAUGUAAUGAAUACUUCACUCCGAAUGCUUAUAUAGGUUGUGCAGAAAGGGCUACAGGUCAAAGAUCUUCAGUGCCUGAGAUGGAACAUUGAUCUACUAGAGCAAAUGAGGAAAUGCAGUACUAUCAUCACCAAGCCUUGUAAGCAUAAAAGAAACCUGUGGGUAGGAUGCCCACAUAAGUCAAAGGAGAAAAAGCCCAGGCCUUGCUAAGAAGCUCCGUAUGAAUGGACAGCAUUGAAUGAAUGUCUGGACACCGCGCUGUGGGGCCAGGCUCAUUUUUCGAACGUGAGGUUGUUCCCUCAUGAAGCAGACUCCCAGUCCAGGAGUGGCGUGUGUACGAGAGUAUGGGUGUGGUGCUGUAUGUGAACGCAUGCAAGCUUGAAUCGCCUACAGGGGGUUGAUACUAAACCUAGAAAAUCACAAUAAAUUCAUAAGUGUUACCUUACACUGGACAUGAAAACAGACCGGUUUAGCAGCAGAUUUUGGUUUAGUCCUGCAGCCUGUGUGCUUUCUUUUACUUUCUUUUUGGUUUUGGUAUUUUUUUUUUUAUUUCAUUUUUUAUUGCAAUUUUCUUUUUCCUUUUAAUUUCUAACCCUGCUUGUGUAACUUUUUCUUUUAAGUUGCUUGUAAGAAUAAGGAAGUUAAAGAAGGUAUCCCUGUGCAUUUGCACCAGAUGAAUGUUUGAUGUUAUGCAAACUGUUCCAUAUCAUCAAAGCUGAUUUGUAUUUAAAAAGAGAAAUUCUGCAUGAAAAAUCAGGAUUAUCCCUAAACAUAUGGACUAUUUUUUUUUUUUUUCCCCUUUCCCAGAGAUGCCAUAAAGGGUGAAAAGGUUUCAGAAAGUGGUUUAAAAAAAAAAAAAAGAAUAAAUCUAAGUCUAACCUUUUCAUUUUCAAAGAUAACAUGACUAUAUCUGCAUGUUGUAAUUGCCAGCAUAGGUUAAUUUUUAGAUGCAUUUUGUUCGGUCCUGUACAAUGUUUCAUUUGUGGUAGAAACUGUGCUGUGUUUCAAUCCUAUUUGUUUUCAAACAUUGUUUUCUAUGAAAAUGAUAUGGAAACUUUUGAAAUUUAAAUUUGGUGCAUAUGUACUGCUAAGCUCAGAUCAAUAGAAGGUGUAACUAGAUGUACAAUUCAUGGAUUCAGCAUUUUAUUAACCAUUUGGUUGCCAGAAGGCUGAGCAGUCUAUUGCUUUGCUUUUGCAUUGCAGCAUUGUCUGCUGGCACACAGUGGGUUAACAUGUAUAGGCAGUUCCAUUGUUUUAGAAUCCUUUUCAGCUUAGAUGUAGGCAGCCAUGAACAAUCUCUAUUUUGAGCCACUUUAGGGAGAUAACAAUUUUUUUUUUUUUCUCGUUUCUUUUUAUAAACCUUGCAUUUAUUGCAUGCAAGGGCUUUUUUUAAAUUAGAAGACUGCCUCUAUCUGAGGUAACGCACACUAAAUUAAAAGUAACAUUGCUUAAUUUGUAUAAAUAAGAACUCUUUUAUAAGGUGGCUCAUUGUAGGAAAUGCUGUGCCUUCCCUUUGAGCACAAGUGUUGCAUGAACGACAGUUUGCUAUUCUAAAGACAUAUGGCAUAUGCCACCAUUAGCUUCAAUAUCUACUUUUUUUUGUGUUUUAAAGUUAACUGGUGAUUCUGAAACACUGUAGAAUGGAUAAAGAUUAUUUUGUGAUCCUAUUUCUUUGUUGAAUUAGAGUAUUUUUGCAGCAUUCCUUGUCAUCUGAAACAUGAUAAAAGUUUUAAACUAGAAACGACAUAUAACUAGCUUGUAAGCUUAUUAAUGUAGAAUGCAAGCUAGGCUGUUGUGGGGAAAUAAAGCGUAAACUUUAAGACAA
Molecule: messenger RNA, 3808 nt
Organism: Pelobates fuscus (common spadefoot toad)
Lineage: Eukaryota; Metazoa; Chordata; Amphibia; Anura; Pelobatidae
Gene: KPNA4
Product: karyopherin subunit alpha 4
Exons: 17
Coding region: 237-1802 (521 amino acids)
Biological process (GO): NLS-bearing protein import into nucleus
Cellular component (GO): nucleus; cytoplasm
Molecular function (GO): protein binding; nuclear import signal receptor activity
Source: RefSeq, a predicted model, not a curated record